AUGGACAUUGGAAUGGUAGUCAUGAAGCUGGUGACUCUCAGGGUGGUGGCCAUUUGGUUUGGUGGCCUUGGGAGCUGGUGGCCCCUUAUGACGCUCAAGCUGAUGCUGCUGUUGCUGAUGCCUUGUCUGAUGGUGCUCAAGAUCUCUUUACCCAUUGUCCUCCCAGGUGGUCUUGACCCUCUUCAUGUCCCCAAGGAGAUGGUCUCCCUGUCCCCUCCUCAUGUCCCACCACCACGUCCUGUUCACCUUGAACAUCUCCACAUUCCCCCUCAUGUCCUCCCCAUGUCCCCACCACCUCUCCACAUUACACUGCCCAUCUCCGUGUCCCCAAUUCCAUCUUCCUGUCUCUUCCACCUCCUCCAUGUCCCCUGCUCAUGUGCCACCACCGUGAUCUCCAGACCCAAAUACCUCCCUGAAAAUCCCACUGCGGAGCCAAAUUUCCUCUCAGGGACCCUUCUGGGACACCAACAACCUCUCCCCAUAACUCUAAAUCCCACUCCCGCAACCCCCCAAAUAACGCCUCUGUCUCUGCCCAGGCUUCCCCGGACCAUGGCUCGCUCGCCCCCCACUCGGGGCUGGGCCCCCCCACCGCCCCCGCACCGCCUGCGCUCCCUGGCGCGCUCCUGGCUGGACGAGGACGCGCCCUGGCCGGACGCCGCGGUGGCGACCGUGGGGGACACCGCGACCCGAGCGCAGCUACUCAGCAAGGGCGGGGGGGACUCGGGGGGUGUCCUGGCAGGGGUCCCUUUCGCCGAGGCUGUUUUCGGGGUGUCGGGGUGCCGGGUCACCUGGAGGGUGCCCGAGGGGGCGGUGCUGCCCCCUGGGCGGGUGUUGGUGGCCGAUGUGGAGGGUCCGGCCGCGGGGGUGCUGGGAGGGGAGAGGGUCGCCCUCAAUAUUUUGGGGCGCUGCAGCGGGGUGGCCUCGAUGGCCGCGAGGGCUGUGGGGGUGGCCCGGGCACAGGGCUGGGCGGGGGUCGUGGGGGGCACCCGAAAAACCACGCCCGGGUUCCGCUUGGCCGAGAAAUACGCGCUGGGCGUGGGGGGCGUUGACCCUCACCGGGGAGGUUUGGGGGGACUCCUCCUCCUCAAGGACAAUCACCGAGCACUGGCGGCGGCAGCGGGGGGGCUCGAGCAGAUGAUUUUGGGGGUACGCCGGGCUGGGGGCUUCACCCGCCGGCUGGGGGUCGAGUGCUCAGAUGUGGAUGAGGCGCUGGCAGCUGCUGGGGCUGGGGCUGACAUCGUCCUGUUGGACAACCUGGCCCCCCAGGAGCUGCAUGCGGUGGCAGCGCAGGUCAAGGCUGCACAUCCUGGAGUGACAGUGGAGGCCAGCGGGGGCAUUGUUCUGGGGACCCUCCCCCAGUUUUUGGGGCCCCACAUCGAUGUGGUGUCCAUGGGGUGUCUGACCCACAGUGCCCCCGCUCUGGAUUUUGCGCUGCGGGUGCUGGAACCCUAA
Molecule: messenger RNA, 1452 nt
Organism: Cinclus cinclus
Lineage: Eukaryota; Metazoa; Chordata; Aves; Passeriformes; Cinclidae
Gene: QPRT
Product: quinolinate phosphoribosyltransferase
Exons: 6
Coding region: 1-1452 (483 amino acids)
Biological process (GO): quinolinate catabolic process; NAD+ biosynthetic process
Cellular component (GO): cytoplasm
Molecular function (GO): nicotinate-nucleotide diphosphorylase (carboxylating) activity
Source: RefSeq, a predicted model, not a curated record